This is a messenger RNA of Halteromyces radiatus, 984 nucleotides long. RefSeq lists its product as uncharacterized. The transcript has a single exon. Bases 1 to 822 code for a protein of 273 amino acids. NCBI's taxonomy places the organism in Eukaryota, Fungi, Mucoromycota, Mucoromycetes, Mucorales, Cunninghamellaceae. The record is from RefSeq and is a predicted model, not a curated record.
AUGUACGCGCUAGUAUUGCUUUUUGCGUUGAUUCUAUGUGUGAAUGGGAACCCUGAUGAUUGGGGUACGGUAGUCAGAACUUCCGAUGGUGUUCAAGCUGACAGUUGGAUUGCUAGAUUAAAGACUAUUGAAGUCACUGAUGGUCGUUUUUUUGAGGCAGCUUCUCCAACAAGGCCGAAUGCUCCAAACAGACAAGUCGAGGCAGAGGGGACAAUUAAUAUUGCUCCAGGUGGAGUUAACAUUGGUAAAGGAUCUGCUUUAGCAUCACGAGCAGAUAGUAAUGCUUAUCCACAAUCUGAUUCUGGAAAACAAACAAUAACGGCUCCCGGCGUUUCAUAUGCUGAGAGUGGGGGUACGAUGUUAGAUAUUGGACACCCAUAUGUUGAUAAUCCUAACGGAGGUACUCAAAUAUCUUUAAUUGGAGUACACAUCGAUGCUUGUAGAGCAACUGCUAUAAGUAUUCCAGGGAAACCUGUCAAAUUCGAAGGAUGUGGAGGUGGUUAUAUAUCGGUUUCCGGUACAAAAGUAGUUGAUAUACCCAGCUUAGGACCUGCAAAUUUUUGGGUGCGUGUGCCUCAAGACCAAUCACAACCACAAAUUGCUAAUGUAAUAAUCAACGAACAAGUGACAACAGAUGAUCAAGGUAAUCCAACAGUGGACAGCAAUGGGAUCUACAAAUACGAUCCCAAAGCUACAAGUGGAUAUAUUAACGGUGUGCGUAUCAUUAUUGAACAUGGUGAAAUAACUGCAUUGCACGCUGCUGUUAUUCGUGAUGCUAGUAAAACGGAUUCAUUCGCAUCAACCUCCAACAUUUCUAGAUAAAAUAUUUACAUAGUAUCUAUCCCUAUUCCCCACGAUAAUUUUUUUUUAAAAAAAAAGAAGGUAUCAUUCUAGCAUAAUACACCUUUUUUCUUCAACCAUCAAUCACUAACAAUCUACUUAUUCUGAGUAUCUCAUACUAUCCAUUUCCGUAUACAAAAAAAA